GACUCAAUUGUUGACUUAUUUCAAGCCUAUAUUACGCCCAGUGUGCAUUCAUAUUUAAAUAUAUAUGUAUAUAAAAUAUAAUGUCUAAAGUCCAUCUUUCUACAAUUUAAUAAUCUUUAUAGCAUGCAUAUAAAAGUGUGAUGUACACAGCUCAAAUUCAAGAAGCCGACGCCUCCCUGUCUACGUCCCUGGCUUUAACAGCUACAAGGGGUAGGUUUUUGCCGGUUUCUAACUUUAUGGUUGCACUGCACUUGCACUUGCGCUUGAGCAUAAAGCGAGCAUAAAAGCAAAACUUUGGUCGUUGUUAACUUAUGCAAUUGGCGAUUGCUUUAAAAUCGGUGACGUAACAAGCAAAAUAUUUAUCCAUAUAUAUAUGUAAAUAGCAAGGCGAAAGCGAAUCUAAAUCAGGUAUCGGAUAGCGGAUAGAGAAAAGGCCAGCUCAGUGCCUAAGCUGGUAAUUAUUGACGGGCAGAAUAUGCGCAGAGAAUCAGUACUCACAGCAACCAAAACAAACAGACCAAGAAAGUAAAGCCAAAAAAAAAAAACAACAAAAUAUAAAAAUGGACGGCAGCAAGCUUGAGGAAGACACCUGCGGUGAGUCGGACGUGGAUGUAUCAUCGCAGUUCAUGCUCAAUGAUCUGCAGCUGGCAGCGGAGCUGGGCAAAACGCUGCUCGAGCGAAACAAGGAUCUGGAGAUAAUGCUGAAGGAGCACAAAUGCCGCAACGAGGAGCAACAGCGCGAGAUUGUGCAUCUGCGCAAGCAGAUCAAUGCCAUGGCCGAGGUGAACGAUACGCGUUUGAAGGUCUACGAGCAGCUGGAGGUGGGCAUACAGGAUUUGGAGCGUGGCAAUCACCGGCUGACAUUGGAGAAGACGCGCGACAAGAAGCAAAUCAAAUCGCUGGGCGCCAACAUUGAAUCUCUCGAGGCACGUUGCGAGGAGCUCAACCAGCAGCUGGAGGAGACACGUCGCCGCCUAAGUGCGGAACGGCGUAAAAAUGAAAAGCCAUCGCAGCAGCCGCAGGAGCGCAUCGAUCUGCUUAGCUUACCCAAACCAUGGGCAGUGGGCAGCACUCCCGACAUGAAUGCCACGCCCAUUGAGAACAACUCAUUUGCUGCAAAUGCGAACUCAACGGGCAUCACGGAGUUAUCGCAUGGCAAUGAUCGAUCGAUGGCCUUGAGCGAUGUGGGCGGCCCGGAGGAGAUUAUGGAAGCAGCCGCUGCCGCCGGCAUCAAGGGUGAGGAGAAUGAGGAGCUGAUGAGUCUGAUAACCGAUUUGGAGCUACUGCGUCGUAACUUUAUGGCGGAAAGGCAGCGUAAUGUCGAACUGGAGGAGCAGCUGGUGGCCAUUAUCCAAGAGAACCAAACGCUUCAGAGCCGUAAUGCAAUUACAAGCACAAACGAGGAGAUGAUGUCCAUGCAGGAUGAGUUCUCGCUGCUGGAUGAUGUGCGGCAAGGGCAGAUGUGCAGCCGCUGCUUGCGCAUCAUGGAGGAACAGGCCUCCAACAAUGACGGCCAAUCAUCUGUGGCCCAGACCGACGACGUGGCCGAGGAUGACGAACGAAGCCUGUUGGGCAGUGAGUUUAGCGCACAGUUGGCUGAAAACUCGGCGGAAUUGCUGGAGUUGAAGAGUGCUGGCAGUCCGAACCCAUAUCGUGAUCUGGUCGAGAAAUAUGAAGCUCUGCUGGAGGUGCAGCGCACAUCAAAUGUGCGCAAAACCAAUCCAAUCAAUGGAGACGCCGCCGUCCAGCUGCCAAACGAUGUGCAAUCAACCACUCAAAAGCUCAACACGGUAGCCAACCAGGAGACCAGAUCAGAUCAGACUGCAACUGCAGCCGAUGAUGGGAAAAAUGCCAAGAGUGCUCGUGGUCGGGCAUCCACAGAGUUCUCGGAGGCUGAGACAUCGUCGUCUGGGUUUUCAGAGGAGACCAGCAAUAAGUACACACAGACGGAGGAGCGUCCCGGUUACUUUUUAUGCUCAAUUAGCAAUGGCGAGGAAUGCAAGCUAAGCAUUUACGACGAUGUCACCCCCAUCGACACACAUUUCCAGAGUCGGCCCGAGUACAGGGAACUGUUUAAGGAGAUCUUUGGUGUGCUGAAGAAGGCCGCCGACAACAAAGAAGAUGGCGAGAAACCAAAAUUGUCCGAUGAGGAAGGUGCACAGCCAAAGAAUGAGCCAACUCCAAUGACCAAUGAUGCACCAGCCAACGAGGAAUUCUCUGUUGACUUUGGUGACGAUACGCAGAGUAUUAUCUCAUCGGUGUUUUCCGAUCAGUCGUUUGCCAUGUCCGAGUGCGUCACCAAGCUGGAACGCAAGACAGCCAAGAAGCAUAUUACUGAAUGCAAAAAUCAGGAGAAUCGCGUCUCCCAGGCAAGCUGCACGUCCAUCUCUCAGGUUGGUGGCACACCGAAUCCGAAUACGAAUGCCAUUAAAUCGAUCGAGGAGAAUGGUCGUGUGCUGACUCCACUGAAGCGUGAACCACUCGAGUAUUUGACCGUUGGCGUUGGCAUUAAGAAGAGAAAUCGUCGCAAGAACCGUAGUCUGCACAUCAAUGGCAGUCGCGUUGAGUCACCACUUGCACAACCCUCACCGCUGGCUCAAACCGGUUCCACGCACAGUGCUCGGCGCACCCGCAAAGACUUUGUGCCGAUGCGUCCGGAAAUGUUUGCGCCCGAGCGCGUUGUCGGCCGUCGGGUGCCAGCGGAACGCUCCAGCACCGAAUGGAAUGGCUCGCCAAUGGUUAUCUAUAAUCGUAAUAUGAGCGCCAAUCGCGCCAAGCGCAACGGUUGCGUUAUCGAAGUCAAUGGUGUUGAGUUCCAUCCAAAUACGGUGUCGCAGGAGUUCCACAAACUGAAGAGGCUGGAUCUGUCCUACGCUGAGGUCUUGCGUCGUGCAGAUGCCUGCGAGCAUCAAGCUCAGCCGUCGCAUCGCGCUCAGCGGUCGCAGCAAUCUCGCUGGAACAACAAGAGUCAAUCUAAUCGCCGCUAAACCUAGACUAGACUAGCUAUUUGUAUUAUUUCUCAACUGUCGACUAACACGAUAGGCCAUAGCAGUCGCUUAAUGUUGGCUCCAAUUGCCAAAGGUAGUGGACAAGUUUUAAUGUGUAGUUUUUAGUUUUUGUCUUAAACAAAGUGAUCAAUUUUUUAAAAAUUUCUAUUCGCAAUAUUGUUUUAUAUACAUUUUAGUUCUACAACAACAAAUUUAUUUCUACAACUGGUCGACAUCAUCAUUUGCGUUUUUACUAAAUUGUAUAACCAAGCCAUACUUUGAAUGCAACACAAAAUUCUAUGUUUAAUUCAAUAUGAAAGUAAAACAUCUCAAUAUGCUUGCUAGUAUACAAAUAUAUGAACAAAUAUGUAUGGAAGGUCUUUAAGAUAUAUAUAUAUAUAUAAUAAAUAAGCAUGUGUGCCAAGUCUAAUUUAACUGAAAUAACAUGCAUCGACCAAAUCUUUUCACAAUUAAAAUUGAUUUUCCACAUUGGGA
Messenger RNA from Drosophila grimshawi, 3482 nucleotides. RefSeq names its product cerebellar degeneration-related protein 2 (gene centrocortin). The transcript is spliced from 3 exons. NCBI's taxonomy places the organism in Eukaryota, Metazoa, Arthropoda, Insecta, Diptera, Drosophilidae. The coding region runs from base 561 to 2987 and encodes 808 amino acids. The record is from RefSeq and is a predicted model, not a curated record.